Eutrema salsugineum is the source of this 1583-nucleotide messenger RNA. RefSeq names its product cytochrome P450 81D11. The record is from RefSeq and is a predicted model, not a curated record. The coding region runs from base 17 to 1510 and encodes 497 amino acids. The transcript has 3 exons. Lineage: Eukaryota; Viridiplantae; Streptophyta; Magnoliopsida; Brassicales; Brassicaceae. Gene Ontology annotation, molecular function: iron ion binding; oxidoreductase activity, acting on paired donors, with incorporation or reduction of molecular oxygen; monooxygenase activity.
AAGUUCUUGAUCUAAAAUGGAAACUUAUUUUCUUAUUUUAUCCCUCGCCAUCUUCUUUUUCAUUUCUCUUAAACUUUUGUUUAAUAAACCGCAUAACAAGUUUAACCUACCACCAAGUCCGGCGAGGCCACUACCGUUGAUUGGACACCUUCACCUCCUGAAGCAGCCUCUCCACCGCACAUUCCUAUCUUUCUCUCAAUCCCUCGGCAGUGCCCCAAUUUUCUCCCUCCGUCUUGGAAACCGUCUCGCGGUUGUCGUCUCCUCCUACUCCAUCGCAGAAGAAUGCUUCACGAAAAACGACAUCGUUUUGGCUAACCGACCAGAGUCCAUAGUCGGGAAAUACAUUGAGUACAACUUCACCACUGUGACCAGCGCGCCUUAUGGUGACCACUGGCGAAACUUGCGGCGUCUCAGCACCCUCGAGAUCUUCUCCUCGCACAAGCUCAAUGGCUUUAUAUCCGUCCGUAAGGACGAGAUCCGACACUUGCUACUUCGUCUCUCCAAAAACUCGCAACAUGGGUUUGCCAAGGUGGAGAUGAGAUCAUUGUUUAUGGAUUUGACUAUCAAUAACAUUCUCAGAAUGAUGGCUGGGAAAAGAUUUUAUGGUGAUGGAACAGAGCAAGACGACAAUGCACGGCGAGUGAGACAGCUUAUUGACGAGGUGGUAUCCUACGCCGGCGCCGGGAAUGCUACCGAUUAUAUCCCAAUCUUGCGUUGGAUCACAAGUUUUGAGAAACGGGUCAAGAACUUAGCGGGUCGGGUCGAUGAGUUCUUGCAGAGCCUGGUGGAUGAAAAACGUGCGGAUAAAGAAAAGGGCGACACUAUGAUGGAUCACUUGCUUUCUCUCCAAGAAAUCCAGCCUAAUUAUUACACAGAUAUCACUCUAAAGGGGAUUAUAGUUGUUAUGAUACUUGCCGGAACUGAAACACUAACAGGAACAUUAGAAUGGGCUAUGUUGAAUUUGUUGAAUCAUCCAGAGGUAUUAACGAAAGUAAGAACCGAAAUCGAUACCAAAAUCGGUUUUGACCGGUUAAUAGAUGAACAAGAUAUUAAAAAGCUCCCUUAUCUCGAAGGGAUUGUGUUGGAGACCUUACGUCUCCACCCUGUAGCUCCUACACUUGUUCCACAUAUGACGUCAGAUGAUUGCAUGUUGGCCGGAUACGAUGUUCCAAGUGGAUCCAUGCUAUUGGUGAACGUAUGGGCCAUGCAUAGAGACCCGUCUCUAUGGGAAGAUCCAGAAAUGUUCAAGCCAGAGAGGUUCGAAAAUGAAAAUGAAAAUCAAAAGGUGUUGUCGUUUGGGAUUGGACGACGAUCAUGUCCCGGGGUUGGAUUAACUCAUCGGCUAGUGAGCUUGGCUCUUGGAUCGAUGGUUCAAUGUUUCGAAUGGGAGAGAAUUGGAGAAGAAUAUAUUGACACUAGAGAGGCACCUAUGAUGCGUCCAACUACCCCGUUGCAAGCCAUGUGUAAAACUUGUCCCAUUGUCCAUAAGAUUCUCGAUGCUUAUGCUUGAAUUGUAACUCUUCUUGGUUUGAUUUAUGUUCGGAAAUACUACAUCAACUUGUUUUGAGUUGGGAAAUAAUUCA